AUGUCUUCCGCCGGCAAGCCUUUUGUUGUCCCUCUGCCCACCUCCACUGGCCUUUCGGAGCCUGCUGGUCAACUCAUCAAGGGCGCUGCUGAGGCUGAUGGUAGCCUCCGUGAUGCCGCCCUUCUUCUUGGCAUCAAGCUCGACCUCGAGGCUGAGGUUCACUUGACCGCCCGUGUCAAGGGUGAUGUCGUUGUCGGUCUCUACUAG
This is a messenger RNA of Clonostachys rhizophaga, 207 nucleotides long. NCBI's taxonomy places the organism in Eukaryota, Fungi, Ascomycota, Sordariomycetes, Hypocreales, Bionectriaceae. The record is from the annotation of a GenBank genome assembly.